CGAUGGAUACGUUGCUACUUUCUAUUGUGAUCAAGCUGCGAACUAACAGCUCAUCGACAGAUGACUAUGUAACGGAUUCGGUGCUCAACGAGGCAUGUAAGGUAAUCAAUCUUCGCUUUGCCACUGCAAUAACUUGUGCUGAUAUUGUCAGUCGGUUGGAGCUACUCCGAGUUCGCCACCAGACUUUCAACGAAGUUGUUAGUACACCGGGAGUCAGCUGGGACCUUGAUGAGAAGCGCAUCAUUGCAGACGAAGAAACUUGGAAGUUUAUAUUUCGGACACCCCCUCGCUGGUGCUUACUAUUACCGAGACGAGGUGGAAUAUAGCCGCUUAACGACCAUGUUUGGGCUUCGGGAUGUGAAUAAGGAGAAGUCGCGAGAGGUGAUAGCCAUAUCCGACGCAACGGAGGUUAUCGUGAUAACCGAUUCCCCCGUACCAAAUGCACAUACUCGUGCGAAGCAUUUUCCUUCGCCAGCUGAUCCCGACGAAGUCAAUUCGCCAUUUGUCAAUCCAUCUACAAUGGUUCGCCGGAAGCUUUUUGAUGAGGCAUCAACCAAUAUCGAACAAGGCUCGCCAAGCAUUGCUGGAGGACUUGUUUGACGAAUGGAUCCAACUCGGUUGUUUCCAGUGAAGCCAUUAUACUCAUCGCCGAAAGGCUCAUCGUGCGCGUCCUGGAGUCCUGCAGCCCCAUCGCGCAAAUUCGCCCCUUAAGUAUCUACGUUUUGCCCCCGACCAGUCUCGAUAACUUUUGUCUACGUAGUAAUAUAUUGUUGUGUAAGUGGAAUGAAGAAAUGACAGUUGAAUGUAGGUUUAGCUUGUGUUCUUUGUUUUGCGAUGUACAAGGGAGACUGCUCUGAUGGGUGUUGUAUUAUGUGUGUAUAAUUUUCAAAUGAAAUGCAAUGUUAGUUGGAUA
Molecule: messenger RNA, 913 nt
Organism: Salvia splendens (bonfire salvia)
Lineage: Eukaryota; Viridiplantae; Streptophyta; Magnoliopsida; Lamiales; Lamiaceae
Exons: 2
Coding region: 3-326 (107 amino acids)
Source: RefSeq, a predicted model, not a curated record